AUGCUGGAGACCUUCCUAAACUCCUCGGUGCCCGCCAACUACGGACAGCUGCAGGACUACACAACAUGGCACCGCCGAGACAGAACGCAUGGCACUUUUGGUGGUGUUGCCGUGUGCUUUAGGAAGUCUCUCUCUGUACAGGUGGUGGAAGUAGACAAACCAGAGCACCUGGAGCUCAUAUUUUUUAAGGUGUGGACACACAAUAAUGAAGCAGUGCUCCUUUGUGUGUGUUACCGCCCUCAGUGGCAGGGAAGUGAGCCUCUUCACUUUAUCCACACUAAUCUGGAUGCCCUACUGUACCAGCAAGCCUGCAAACACCUCAUCAUCAUUGGUGACCUCAAUCAGCACCUUGUGGCGAGGGCAUUUGAUGACUUGCUAACAGAUUUUGGGCUCACUAACCAUGUCGACUUAACCCAUAUUUCUGGCUCCUCAUUCGAUCCAGUAAUUACCGAUCUGCCAGAGGGAUUAGUCACCUGCCGCCCACUCGGUAUCCCUGGGUCAUCUGACCACGUGGCCAUCCUUACGACAGUGAAAGUGAGGCUGGACAGGGAUGAACCGACAACGCGCACCAACUGGCUUUGGCGGCGAGCUGACUGGGAGGCACUGAGAGCUGAGCUCAGCCAGACAAACUGGGAGGAUCGUCUCACUGGCACCCUUAACGAACAGGUGGAGGCCUUCACCAAUCACCUGCUGUCCCUUCAGUCAAAGUAUGUGCCCUGCCAGACAUAUAAAUCAAGACCAGGGGAUCAGCCAUGGUUUGGAUUUCGCUGUCGUGAGGCGGCGCACUUGAAGAGCAGGGCCUGGCGAAGACUGAGAGCAAGCAGCACCCAAGCCAACCGUGAGUCAUAUAAAGCUGCCUGCCGCAACAUGGCCAACGCGCAAAAAGCCGCCAUCCAAAGGUGGAAGACUGACCUGACUGCAAAGCUCUCAGGUCAGAAUGUUGGUAAGAAGGAGUGGUGGAGUAGCUUGAAGCAGCAGCAGGGCCUGGCCACGGAGUCCACCAUCCCCCCACUCACCACACCGAGCGGUGAGGUAGUGACGAGAGGGAGGGACAAAGCCAAGCUAUUUUCCGCCUACUUCUCCACCAAAAUGAGUGUUACCCACCCAAACAACACUCCGCCCAGGAUCCCAGUGCUAACAACUGCUGAGCUGGACAGCCUGCACAUCACCAUGGAGGAGGUGAUGGCCCUGCUCAGCAAGACCGACACGAAGAAGGCUCUGGGAUCAGACAACAUCAGCCCUCACAUACUCAGGCAAUGUGCAGCUGAGCUCGCCACUCCACUCACCCAGCACUACCGGGAAUACCUCACUUCCCAAACAUGGCCUGCACUCUGGAAGCAGGCCAGAGUGGUGCCUGUACACAAGAAGGGUAGCAGGGCGGAUCCUAAGAACUAG
Molecule: messenger RNA, 1395 nt
Organism: Portunus trituberculatus (swimming crab)
Lineage: Eukaryota; Metazoa; Arthropoda; Malacostraca; Decapoda; Portunidae
Exons: 2
Coding region: 1-1395 (464 amino acids)
Source: RefSeq, a predicted model, not a curated record